AAUCCUGAACAGCUACGAAUGAACUGUUACUAAAGAAACCAAGUUCGGUUGUGAGUCGCCCCUCCUCUCGUGCUCUUUGUGGUCGAGGCUACUUUUGUGCGUGCGACCGGUUUUUAAAGGAAUAUUUACAGCCCGUUAAGAUGCAAGGAAACCGAGGAGGCCGUCCCGAUCAGCACAACCACGGCCCAGCGAGGCAGCAGCCCAACCUGCAGCACGACAGGAAGCCUCCGGGAACGGACAGCAACGGGCAGCACACGGACGGCGGAGAACAGCCCAGCCCUGAUGCUGGUCUGACUAUCGACCUGACGAGCUUUAAGAAGCCCGGGGAGAAGACGUACACGCAGCGCAGCCGGCUGUUCGUGGGCAACCUGCCCGCUGGAACCUCUGAAGAAGAAGUGGAGAAGCUCUUCUCUAAAUAUGGCAAACCCUCCGAGAUCUUCAUCAACAAGGACCGAGGCUUCGGGUUCAUCCGCCUGGAAACCAAGACCCUCGCGGACAUCGCCAAAGCCGAGCUUGACGACAUGAUGUUCCGCGGCCGUCAGAUCCGCGUGCGCUUUGCCACUCACGGUGCUGCGCUCUCGGUGAAGAACCUGCCUCAGUUUGUAUCCAACGAGCUGCUGGAGGAGGCCUUCUCCAUGUUCGGCCCCAUCGAGCGCGCCAUCGUGAUCGUAGACGACCGCGGACGGCCCACGGGGAAGGGCAUCGUGGAGUUCGCCAACAAGCCCUCGGCCCGGAAAGCCCUGGACCGCUGCUCUGACGGCGCCUUCCUCCUCACCUCGUUUCCUCGGCCCGUGACGGUGGAGCCGAUGGAGCAGUUGGAUGAAGACGAAGGAUUUCCAGAGAGACUCGUCAGCAAAACCCCACAGUACCACAAGGAGCGCGAGCAGCCCCCGCGCUUCGCCCAGCCCGGCUCGUUCGAGUACGAGUACGCCAUGCGCUGGAAGGCUCUGAUGGAGAUGGAGAAGCAGCAGUUUGAGCAGGUGGACAGGAACAUCAAGGAGGCGCAGGAGAAACUGGAGCAGGAGAUGGAGGCGGCCAGACACGAGCACCAGGUCAUGCUCAUGAGACAGGAUCUGUUGAGGAGGCAGGAGGAGCUGAGGCGUAUGGAGGAGGCGCACAACCAGGAGGUGCAGAAGAGGAAGCAGCUGGAGCUGCGUCAGGAGGAGGAGCGGCGCCGCAGGGACGAGGAGCUCAGGGCUCACACCGAGGAGCUGAUGAGGAGACAGCAAGGCGCUGGAGCAAACUUCGGCGAGAAGAGGGAGCAGGACAUGAGGAUGCACAUGGGAGGUCAAGGCCUUCCCAUGAACAGGACCUCAAUGGGAGGAAACCCCGCACCAGGAGGAGCGCCCAACAUGGCCGCCAAUGAGGGUGCUGGAGGAAACGCAGGUGGACUUCCUCUGCCGUUCCCGCGUCCUGGCCCGCCUGUCGACUACAAACGGCGCCGGUUCUGAGAGCCCAGGACACGCACGUCUCUCUGUCUCUUUUUUUUUUUUUGUUUUGUUUUGUUUUGUUUUGUUUUUUUUCCCUUUUUGUUAUUUUUUUACACACACAUACUGUACAAUAUUUUUAAGUCCAACCAGUGAAUUGAGUAGUUUCAUCAAAAACACGUUUUUAAAAAAAAAAAAAACUGUGCAAAGUUUCUUUUAAGCUUGAACCAAGUCCUCGCUAUGGUUUUUCUCCUGAAGAUUUAUUGUCUUGUGCCCUUGUAAUGGGGUUUUGUAUAGACCUUUUGUUGUUGUUGUUGUUGUUGGUGUUUUUUUUUUUUUUUCCAUAUUAAUGUGAUAUAUCCCUUCUCUUAUUUUUUUAAUUUCGUAUUUCAUCCCAUGUACUUUUUUAUAUAGACAUAGUGAAAUCAUUUUUGUCUGAAAUACCUGCAUUUAUAAAAAUGGCUCACAAUAAAAAAUUCAGGAUUCAGUGUUAUGUA
Molecule: messenger RNA, 1924 nt
Organism: Pangasianodon hypophthalmus (striped catfish)
Lineage: Eukaryota; Metazoa; Chordata; Actinopteri; Siluriformes; Pangasiidae
Gene: nono
Product: non-POU domain containing, octamer-binding
Exons: 10
Coding region: 141-1451 (436 amino acids)
Biological process (GO): regulation of DNA-templated transcription
Cellular component (GO): nucleus
Molecular function (GO): RNA binding
Source: RefSeq, a predicted model, not a curated record